GUUCCACUCACUGUCACUUUCUGCAUAUAUACCCAUCGUCUUCUCUCCUGCCGGCUGCGUCCAGCAGUUGUCAACUCCCAAGGCUGCCAAGCGUUGCCGCCCAACCGCCAGAAGAAUUAAAGAGGGGCCGGACUGCUGCAUGCGCCAUUGCCGCCCUCUUCCCCCUCCUUGGCUUCAACUCCAAGGCUCCAAGCUAGCAUGCUUGCUUUCCAAACCAAGGGAGGAGUAGGAGUAAUUAACCACCCGUCCGUCUAUCCAAGCACCACCGGCACUUGACACCACAUUCUGCUGCAAGCACAAGAAUGGAUCAGUGGAGGCAGCAACUGAUUGAUUGAUUGAUUGAUUGGUCGAUCUAGGCACCACCUCAUCUCAUGGCGAAACGUAGGAGUCUGGUGCCUUGCUGCAUGUGCACUCCGCGGGUGGCCUCGCCGGCGACCGCCGAUGCCAUGGACGUCGUCAAGGUUAAGGUCACCGACAGAUACGUUGAGAUUAAAAAUGGCAUCUUCGGGCUGACGUUGUCCAACCCCGACGGGAUCGUGACCGGCGUGCGGUACAAUGGUGUGGAUAAUCUCAUGGAGAUUCUUAACAAAGAAGACAACAGAGGGUACUGGGACGUUGUUUGGAAUCCACCAGGACAGAGAACUGGCAUAUUCGAUGUGAUCAAAGGCACAGAAUUCCGCAUCAUAUAUCAUGAUGACAACCAGGCCGAGGUCUCCUUCACCAGAUCAUGGGAUCCUUCUCUGGAAGGGAAAGCUGUUCCCUUGAUCAUUGAUAAGAGGUUCAUCGUGCUACGUGGCAGCUCAGGAUUCUACACCUAUGGAAUCUACGAGCAUAAGGAAGGGUGGCCUGAUUUUGGCUUGGGAGAGACCAGGGUGGCCUUCAAGCUUCGGAAAGACAAGUUCCAUUACAUGGCAAUGGCUGACAAUAGGCAGAGAAUAAUGCCAAUGCCUGAUGACCGGUUGCCUCCCCGGGGCCAGCCAUUAGCAUACCCUGAGGCUGUCCUCCUUGUGGAUCCAAUUAAUCCUGAACUCAAAGGGGAGGUCGAUGACAAGUACCAAUACUCGUGUGAAGACCAAUAUAAUAAUGUCCAUGGAUGGAUAUCAUCCGAUCCUCCGAUUGGCUUCUGGCAGAUCACACCGAGUGAUGAGUUUCGGACCGGAGGACCUCUCAAGCAGAAUUUGACAUCUCAUGUUGGGCCCACAAUGCUCGCUAUGUUCCUUAGCGCUCAUUAUGCCGGGGAUGACCUUUCGCCCAAGUUCACAAAUGGAGAAUACUGGAAAAAGGUUCACGGACCGGUCUUCCUGUACCUUAACUCAAGUUGGGACGGAAGUGACCCAAGUCUGCUAUGGGAGGAUGCAAAAGUUCAGACGGUGAUUGAGAAAGAGAGCUGGCCAUAUUCUUUUGCACUUUCUGAGGAUUUUCAGAAGACUGAGCAAAGAGGCUGUGUCUCUGGUAGAUUGCUGGUUAGAGACAGGUACAUAGAUGCUGAGGAUUUGUAUGCCACAUCAGCCUAUGUAGGCUUAGCACUACCAGGAGAGGCUGGAUCCUGGCAAAGAGAGUGCAAGGGAUACCAAUUCUGGUGUAGAGCAGAUGCAGAUGGGAGCUUCUACAUAAGGAACAUCGUGACCGGAAACUACAACCUUUAUGCAUGGGUUCCAGGUUUCAUAGGGGACUACAAAUUUUCUGCCACGCUAACAAUCUCUUCAGGUGAUGAUAUCUACCUGGGUGACCUUGUAUAUGAGCCGCCAAGAGACGGCCCGACGAUGUGGGAGAUCGGCAUACCCGAUCGAUCUGCUGCCGAGUUCUAUGUUCCAGACCCCAACCCCAACUAUGUCAACAGACUGUUCAUCAAUCAUCCUGACAGGUUCAGGCAGUAUGGGCUUUGGGAAAGAUACGCAGAACUGUAUCCGGACCGUGAUCUGGUAUACACAAUCGGUGAAAGCGACUAUCGCACCGACUGGUUCUACGCUCAGGUUACCAGGAGAACUGAUGAGAACACAUACCAGCCAACGACAUGGCAAAUCCGGUUUGACCUCGACAAUGUCCCACCAAACAGCACCUACAAGUUCAGGGUGGCGCUUGCCUCUUCAGCCAUUGCCGAACUGCAGAUCCGGUUCAACGAUCAAGACAGGGGAGCUCCUCACUUCAGCUCUGGGCUCAUCGGGCGCGACAACACGAUCGCGCGGCACGGGAUCCAUGGCCUGUACUGGCUGUUCACUGUCGAUGUGAGCGGCGCCUGGCUUGUGCAAGGGAUGAACACCGUCUACCUGAAGCAGCCCAGGAGCCAGAGCCCGUUUCAGGGGCUCAUGUAUGAUUACCUGCGCUUGGAAGGACCAUGUGGCUGCUGAAUUGUGUGUCUUAUUAAUUCCGUAUUAAUUUAAGGCUAAUUGUGAUACUAUUAGCUUGCCUUAAUGCCUUGCCUAGCUUAAUUAUGCGUGUUGUGUUGUGUUGUGUAGAGAUGUGGUGUUGUGUAGUUGAGGUAUGUAUAUGAUUCAGCAGCAUCCAUGUACUAGCAAUAGUGUAAUACGUGACUAAGAUCAUUGUACUCACUUCGUUCAAGAAACGAUGUCUCAAGUUUGUCAAAAUUUAGAUA
This is a messenger RNA of Brachypodium distachyon (stiff brome), 2593 nucleotides long. Its product is annotated as probable rhamnogalacturonate lyase B. Lineage: Eukaryota; Viridiplantae; Streptophyta; Magnoliopsida; Poales; Poaceae. Gene Ontology annotation, molecular function: catalytic activity; carbohydrate binding. The record is from RefSeq and is a predicted model, not a curated record. The transcript has 16 exons. Bases 372 to 2348 code for a protein of 658 amino acids. Gene Ontology annotation, biological process: carbohydrate metabolic process.